UUGUAUAUAUUAGGGUGGCGCAAAAAAACCGACUAUUUUUUUUUCGAGUCUCUUCUGAAAAUUUGUUGGCUUACGAUGUUUUAAGAAGCCUCUUCAAAAAUCGACGAUAAAAAAUUUUCAAGAGAUCGCUCACGAAUUUUUAAAAUAUCAAAAAUGAUUGAAAUUUGAAUUUUUAUUUCAAAUUUUUUUCUUUCUCGUGGCAGCAAGCGAAAAAACCUAAAAAUUGAAUUAAAAAAUAAAAAAGUAUGUAAAUAACUUAUUAUUUCUAUUUCUCUAUUAUAUUUCCAUUCGUUCUGAUGCAAAUUGAUGGUGAAAAAAUCGAGAAGCUUUAUUAUCAAUAUUCAAGGGUCGCUCGAGACGUUCAAAAGGCAGCACUCGGAAACAUUCAAAAUUUUUGAGCGAGGUUUAAAUAUUUAAAUUUUAGGCUUAUAUUUUCCGCGUAGUCACGACUUCACAAAUAUGAACUAUUGCUGCCACUGAAAGAAAAAAUUUAGAAGUAAAUUCCGAAUUUCAGUCAUUUUUAAUAUUUUCAAAAUUCGUGAGCAACCUCUUGAAAAUUUUUUAUCGUCGAUUUUUGGAGAGACUUCUUAAAACAUCUUAAGCCAACAAAUUUUGAUAAGAGUUGACAUUUAUAUUAUUUAUCGAAAACAUCAUAUAAUUGAUUGUAAAUUUGAAAAUUUCUUAGGUUUUUUUUUCUUAAACCAUUCUAAAACAAAUUUUUUCUUUUUAAAUUAGACAUUUAAAAUGUGCGCUCGACCAAAUUCGCUAUUAUGCUGCUCUCAAGCGGAGGAGUUUGGCAAAACGGAACCCUAUUUAUGUACAAUAGCAGAUAUGCUAUCAAUAAGGUUAUGAAAAGAGAAUUGUUAUGAUAGAAUAUAGUGAAUUUGUAAUGUGUUUUUUGGAGUAACUUUAAAUUGAACUAUUUCUCUAAUUUCAAUUCAAUCAGCUACACUAAGUUAUUAAUUAAUUAAUAAUAAUUUAUUUAUAUAUCUUGAUUAAGUAAAUUUGUCGGAUUUGUAAAAAAAUUGUACAACUAUGACACCGCCAAUGGAACGCAUUCAAAUUUUAGAAUUAAUUGAAAAAGAUAUAAUCAACUGUUUACAAAGUGCUGGUCAGGCCUUUGUGGAACUUAGUAAAGAAAAAUCAAGUCUGAAACAAGCUGAAGGUCAAACACAUCAAUUUUUAAAAUUACUGGGUACUGUUGAGUCAAAACUAAGUGAACAAAUUAAUUAUCUUACUCAAGUGUCCACAGGGCAGCCACAUGAAGGAUCAGGUUACGCGAGUCAGAAAGUUUUGCAAAUGGCUUGGCACAGACUGGAACAUGCGAGAAGUAGAGUUAAUGAAUUAGAUCGUAUUAAAAAUAAGCAUCUUCAUGGGAGAUCCAAUAGCAGACCAACACAAUCGUUACCACCUGCAGCAAGUGCAUCAGUACAAAGUUCAACCUCAAAUCCUAGUUCUUAAUUUUGUUAAUGGGUAAUUUUAAUUUUGUAAAAAUAAGUAUUUUGUAAAAGUUAAUAAAUUCACUGCUAUUAUUAAUAUUAUACAUUUUAAU
Microplitis demolitor is the source of this 1552-nucleotide messenger RNA. RefSeq names its product mediator of RNA polymerase II transcription subunit 11 (gene MED11). The transcript has 3 exons. Gene Ontology annotation, molecular function: transcription coregulator activity. NCBI's taxonomy places the organism in Eukaryota, Metazoa, Arthropoda, Insecta, Hymenoptera, Braconidae. Bases 1036 to 1461 code for a protein of 141 amino acids. Gene Ontology annotation, biological process: regulation of transcription by RNA polymerase II. The record is from RefSeq and is a predicted model, not a curated record. Gene Ontology annotation, cellular component: mediator complex.